UCGUAAAAAAUUAGAACGAAGCUGUCAAAGGGAAAUGUAGAAUUUACAAAAGAUGUCUUGACCUCUCUAUUGACUAGUUAAUAAAGAUUUUCGAUAUUUCAAUCAAAUUAUUUUGAAGAAAAAUAACUAACGUUAAUACAAAUAACGUCCAUCAAAUUCUCUAAGUAAAUCAUUUUGAUUUUAAUGACAGAUUGUUUGACGUUUAUUCUCCGCCAUCAUUAAUACAGACAGUGAACUGCCAUAUUGCUCGUGUUAAAAAGGAUUCUUAACUAUUUACUUAAAAUCGGGUAAUAUAUCUGAAUUUAGUGAUAGAACGAGUAGUUAAUGUGGUAAAAGUAACGAUAAGAAUCAUUUCGAGCAUUGUUAAACAGUAUAAAGUUUUAGCGUAAACGUGUUACAAGAGGUACAAAAUGUCGACUGGACCAUACAAUUAUUCAUAUAUUUUUAAGUACAUUAUAAUAGGCGAUAUGGGAGUAGGAAAAUCGUGUUUACUUCAUCAGUUUACAGAAAAGAAGUUUAUGGCUGAUUGUCCGCAUACAAUUGGCGUAGAAUUUGGUACUAGAAUUAUUGAAGUAGCAGGUCAAAAAAUAAAAUUACAAAUAUGGGAUACUGCAGGACAAGAACGUUUUAGGGCUGUUACUAGAUCGUAUUAUCGUGGUGCUGCAGGCGCAUUAAUGGUUUAUGACAUUACACGUCGUUCUACGUAUAAUCAUCUGAGCAGCUGGCUUACAGACACGAGGAAUUUGACCAAUCCAAGCACUGUAAUAUUUCUGAUUGGAAACAAAAGUGAUUUGGAAGAUCAACGUGAUGUAACUUACGAAGAAGCCAAACAAUUUGCCGAUGAAAAUGGUCUUAUGUUUGUUGAAGCUAGUGCUAAAACCGGACAUAAUGUUGAAGAAGCAUUCUUGGAGACAGCAAAGAAAAUAUUCCAGAGUAUACAAGAUGGACGAUUGGAUCUAAAUGCUGCUGAAUCAGGUGUCCAACAUAAUCCUAGUCAACCUGGUCGUACUAGUCUUCAAGGAGUGUCAAAUGAACAACAAGGAGGCAAAGAUUCCUGCUCUUGUUAGGUUAUUAUUUGUUUGUAUAUAUAAGUGGAUUAAUUCAUCAAUAUUAUUAAUGCAUAUAUGAUUUAUACUAAGUAUAGCAAGCAGAUCAUCUCUUAUCUAAUAUCCUCCCUUGAUCUUUAUAAGUGAAGUCUACUUAAUAACAAAGAAACAAAAAAAAAGUUAAAGAAAAAAAACAAUGUUUCAGGAUAUUUUUUUUCAGAUAAUAAUAAUAAUAAUAAUAAUAAUAAUAAUAAUAAUUUGAAGUAAUAUUAUCUGAACAUUUGACGCAGUAUAGAUAUAUAUAUGUUAUAUAAAAAAGUUAUUUCUCAAUGAUAUCAGUUUUAUGGCUGGCAUUCCAAACGGUGUAUUAACAAUGUGGUUUUUACAUGGUUAUGGCAACUUAUAUAUAUUUUGUAUACUAUAUAUAUUCUGUUGUGUAAUUGGAUAGGUAUAGUGUCUCUCGUACGAUAUAACAAAUUAUUCAAGCCAUGAAGAAGCCCUUUUAUUAUUUAAAGUGCAGCGAAUGUUAUAAUGGAUAUUUGAAAGUAGCUUUGUUGGUGUGUAUAGUAUAAGUUAUAUUAUAUUAUAUUCUUUAAAAAAAAAAAAAAUUAAUUAAUAUAGGCCUAUAUACAUAUAUAUAUUUCUCAUAUGUACAUACUACAUGGAAGUUGAUGCUAAAUUUGAAAAACUAAACUCUCUGUACGAUUUAACAGGCCAAAUAUGAUUUUACAGUAGAAACAUGGACACAAGGAUACAUUUUUGCAAUGCCUUUGUUUUUGCCUUCUGACAAGAAAAUACAAAAACAAAGAAGCUUACCUUUCCAUUUUUUUCUAAUAAUUAUUAUUCAUGAAAAAGAAGAAGGUGUUCCUGUGCCAGGCAAGAACUUGCUAUGCUUGCAUAUUUUUAAUGUUAUAUUAUAAUACAAGCUGAUAGAACAGUUUAUGUACAAUAUGAUAUUUGCAAAACUUGAUACUUCCUGUAGUGACAUGUGUAGAAUUUCUAAUAAUUUUCAAUAGGUCUAUUCAUUUACCUCUUGCAUAGUAAAUCUAAUUAAACGUAUUCAUUAUUACGAGUGUAUUCAGCAUCAUCGUAUUUUUAUAUGCUAGAUUCUUUUCAGCACAAAUAAAAUGAUCUUUCAUUGAUGAGAAUAAUAAGCAUUAUAUAAGCAUUUUGCAAAGAUAAUUACAUUCCAAAUUCUUAGUUAAAUGCACGAAUAUCAGGGAAAUUUCUCAAUUUGUUAAAUCUCAUUGCUCUCUCUCUCUCUCUCUCUCUCUCUUUUUCUCUCUCUCUUUUCAAUGUGAAUCUUUUUAAAAAAUAAGAAGUGUCUUUAUACAUAACACUAUAUGUAGAUAAAUGAUGCUUCUGCUGCUUUCCAAUAACUAUAACAAAACAAAUAAUUAUUUGUUAUAUACUUGGUUCACAUUGCACAGUCCUGACAAUUUAAUAACCCAAAUAAGGAAUACAAUAUUUGAUAAAGAAUCGUUUUAAGCUUCUUCAUCUUCUUGGCUCAUUCAAUUAAUAAAUUGACGAAUAUUCAUUUAUAAAAAUAUAAGUUUUCAUAUUUCAAAAUGAAAUAUAUAUAUCUAUUUCUGUAAUUAUGAGGAAGUCUCAACUAUUCUUUUUUAAGUUUUGUAUUCUAUUUUAAAAGCACCGUUUAAAUCCAUUUAUUGAUGUUUAAAAAAACCAAAUCUUUUUAGUCUCUAAGAGUGAUAUAUUCGUAUAAGAGGAAGAAAAAUGUUUAAAAACAAAAAGAAAAAUAACAAAAACAAAAAAAAAA
Molecule: messenger RNA, 2823 nt
Organism: Polistes dominula (European paper wasp)
Lineage: Eukaryota; Metazoa; Arthropoda; Insecta; Hymenoptera; Vespidae
Gene: Rab14
Product: RAS oncogene family member Rab14
Biological process (GO): defense response to bacterium; phagosome maturation; endocytic recycling
Cellular component (GO): recycling endosome; trans-Golgi network; phagocytic vesicle
Molecular function (GO): GTP binding; GTPase activity
Source: RefSeq, a predicted model, not a curated record